CCCUGAAGCCCUCAGGUCACUCCCAUCCCUCCCCUUCCAUUCCAUUUUUCCUCGGCGUGUCGCAGGGGGAGCUGCAGCGAUUCGGCUUGUGUGUCUGUGUCGCAGCAGGCUGGACUCAUGGCCUCGCAGCUGCGUUUCGACGGGCGGGUGGUACUGGUCACCGGCGCGGGGGGAGGACUGGGCCGAUCUUAUGCCCUGGCUUUUGCAAAAAGAGGAGCAUCCGUUGUUGUGAAUGACUUAGGAGGGGACAUGAAGGGAUUGAGUAAAGGCUCCUUAGCCGCUGCUGAUAAGGUUGUUGAAGAAAUAAGAAGUAAAGGUGGAAAAGCCGUGGCCAACUAUGAUUCAGUGGAAGCGGGAGAGAAGAUUGUGAGGGCAGCACUAGAAGCUUUUGGAAGAAUAGAUAUUGUGGUCAACAAUGCUGGAAUUCUGAGGGACAAUUCUUUUGGUAGAAUAAGUGAUGAAGACUGGGAUAUAAUCCACAGAGUCCAUUUGCGAGGCUCUUUCCAAGUGACCCGGGCAGCUUGGGAUCAUAUGAAGAAACAGAAGUUUGGAAGGAUUAUCAUGACUGCCUCAGCUUCAGGAAUAUAUGGCAACUUUGGCCAGGCCAAUUAUAGUGCUGCAAAGCUGGGUCUUCUGGGCCUUUCAAAUACCCUUGCAAUUGAAGGCCAGAAAAGCAACAUUCAUUGUAACACUAUUGCCCCUGCUGCUGGAUCACGGAUGACCCAAAACAUUAUGCCUGAAGAUCUCGUGGAAGCUCUGAAGCCGGAUUACGUGGCCCCGCUGGUCCUUUGGCUUUGCCAUGAGAGCUGUGAGGAAAACGGUAGCUUGUUUGAGGUUGGAGGAGGAUGGAUUGGAAAAUUACGCUGGGAGCGGGCUCUUGGAGCCAUUGUGAGACAGAAGAAUCAGCCAAUGACUCCCGAGGCUGUGAAGGCCAACUGGAAGCAGGUCUGUGACUUUGAUAAUGCCACCAAGCCGCAGAGAAUUCAAGAAUCAAUUGGCGGUAUAAUUGGAGUUCUAAAUAAAAUAGAUUCAGAGGGAGGAGUGUCGACAAAUCCUACGAGUCAGGCAGCAUCAACAGCUACAUCAGCUUUUGCUGGAGCCAUUAGCCAUAAACUUCCUUCCUUUUCCUCUGCUUAUACGGAACUGGAAACUAUUAUGUAUGCCCUUGGUGUGGGGGCAUCGAUGAAGGAACCGAAAGAUAGGAAAUUUAUAUAUGAAGGAAGCACCGAUUUCUCCUGUUUGCCUACCUUUGGAGUUAUUAUAGCUCAGAAACCUAUAGUAGGUGGAAAAUUAUCAGAGAUUCCUGGGCUUUCAGUCAACUUGGAAAAGGUUCUCCACGGGGAGCAAUACUUGGAGUUAUAUAAACCACUUCCCAGAGCAGGAAACUUAAAAUGUGAAGGAGUCAUUGCUGAUGUCCUAGAUAAAGGAUCCGGGCUAGUAGUUCUUGUGGAUGUCUAUUCUUACUUUGAGGAGGAGCUUGUGUGUUAUAAUCAGUUCUCUAUUUUUGUUGUUGGCUCUGGAGGCAUUGGUGGAAAACGGACAUCAGACAAAGCUAAGGUAGCUGUAGCCGUGCCUAAUAGACCUCCCGAUGCCGUGCUCAGAGACACCACCUCUCUUAAUCAGGCUGCUUUGUACCGCCUCAGCGGCGACUGGAAUCCCUUACACAUUGAUCCUAACUUCGCUGCUUUCGCAGGUUUUGACAAGCCCAUAUUACAUGGAUUAUGUACAUUUGGAUUUUCUGCCAGGCAUGUUUUAAAGCAGUUUGCAGAUAAUGAUGUGUCAAGAUUCAAGGCAAUUAAGGUUCGUUUCGCAAAACCAGUGUAUCCAGGACAGACUCUACAAACUGAGAUGUGGAAGGAGGGAAACAGAAUCCAUUUCCAAACCAAGGUCCAAGAAACUGGAGACAUCGUCAUUUCAAAUGCGUAUGUGGAUCUUUUGCCAAAAUCUGAUACUUUAGCGAAGACACCCUCUGAGGGCGAGGAGCUCCAGAGUACUCUGGUCUUUGAGGAGAUAGGUCGCCGCCUUAAGGAUAUCGGGCAUGAGGUGGCGAAGAAGGUCAAUGCCGUAUUCGAGUGGCAUAUCACUAAAGGUGGACACACGGCAGCCAAGUGGACUAUUGACCUCAAAGGCGGAUCUGGAAAAGUGUACCAAGGCCCGGCCAAAGGCUCAGCUGACGCAACCUUCACCCUUUCAGAUGAAGAUUUCAUGGAAGUGGUCCUGGGCAAGCUGGAUCCCCAGAAGGCAUUCUUUAGUGGCAGACUGAAGGCCAGAGGGAACAUCUUGCUGAGCCAGAAGCUUCAAACGAUUCUUAAAGACUACGCCAAGCUCUGAAGGACACACCGCAGUGUGAACAAGACUAGAAAAACUACAUACUCUCUUCGCCCAGAUAUGCAAAUCUGAUUAAGCACAAGUGAUCAAAACUAAGAUACAGGGAAAGCUGCUUACCAUUUUCAGGUUUUAGAUAAGUUUGGAGAUUUUAAUUUUUUACUAAUUUUUCACAUUAUUGUUCUUUUUACAAGAAAUGUAAGCCAGCACGUAAUAUCUUUCUGUUCUCAGAGCUCUAUCUUCAUAAUAAAAAAACUUUCACCCAGGUCUUUAGAAUCAUAAUAGCAUUUAUAAGUGGAAAGGAAAAUUAGAUGAGGAAAGGCCACUUUGAAGUCUUUUACACUUUGUUUUGUUAUUUUCUGAUCUCUAACUUACUGAUAUCCCAGUUUUAACAUGAAUUAUCACACAUAUUCACUUGUUUUUCAAGUGUCCUGCUUCAAGGCAGGAGAAGGGUCUUUAUGUUCCCAAAUAGUUUUCUUUCUAUUCCACUCUGUUUUGCUGGAAAUCCUUUAUUUUCACACAAUGCCUGUAAAUACCAAACAGGGUUUUCUUGCUUAAUCGGUCAUUGGCAAUCAUAAAGCUGUGACUGACAGGUCCUGUCAUGCUAAUGUUCUCCCCACACAUAGCAGGUGAGGUGUGCUGAUGGAAAUCCCCUUUCGAUGGGUUGGCUGCAGAGGUGACCAGCAGGUGGGGUGCUGAAGUCGAGGAAGGCCUGAAUGCCGCUCCUAGAGCACAGCUGAAGGGGACAUGUGGGGAGUGGGGGGCUGUUCCGGGCUCAGUUUCCUGGGAGACAGACUUCGAGAUGGAGAUCUGCGGGUAGGAGCUGUAUUUGGAGGUGUUCUUGAGACUGACGCCUGGAGCGGGGGGUUGGUAAACAAAGGAAGCCCAGGGAGACAUUUGGCUGUGGUGGGUGCACUUACCACAAGGCCUCAGCUGGUCCUUUGGGAUGGCCCUUCAGCAUGGCCCGAGCGAACUUGUCACUGGUGACUGGGCUGAGCCGUUGAUGAUUUCCUGAGCUGCUGGGUGGACUGUCUUCGGUCCGAAGAAGGCUUCUGGGAGGGUGGUCUGGCAUUUCGCUUCAGGGAGCAAGACGGGGGGAUCUACAGCUCAGGGAUCAAAGGAAAUGCUCCCAGAAAUGUGGAAAUGGAAUACUUAUGCAGCGGUGGAGCACAGAGGAGCUCCUUAAUAGGUUACAGUCGACCUAAUGGAUGAGCUGGGUACGUAGAAGGUGUUGAAGAAAAGUUACAUACUCGGCAGUCAUGCGCUAGCUUCAUGAUCUCUGAAUGCUGUUAUAAAAUUAACUGUAAUGUAAAGUGAUUUAUUGUUCUACCAGUUGAAUUUGUUUAUAAAGUAGCAGUCUUUUAACA
Messenger RNA from Neogale vison (American mink), 3692 nucleotides. RefSeq names its product hydroxysteroid 17-beta dehydrogenase 4 (gene HSD17B4). Gene Ontology annotation, molecular function: oxidoreductase activity. The transcript has 24 exons. NCBI's taxonomy places the organism in Eukaryota, Metazoa, Chordata, Mammalia, Carnivora, Mustelidae. The record is from RefSeq and is a predicted model, not a curated record. Bases 118 to 2331 code for a protein of 737 amino acids.